Messenger RNA from Caenorhabditis briggsae, 1347 nucleotides. Bases 1 to 1347 code for a protein of 448 amino acids. The record is from RefSeq and is a predicted model, not a curated record. Lineage: Eukaryota; Metazoa; Nematoda; Chromadorea; Rhabditida; Rhabditidae. Gene Ontology annotation, molecular function: molecular adaptor activity; GTP binding; GTPase activity. Gene Ontology annotation, cellular component: microtubule cytoskeleton; septin ring; septin complex. The transcript is spliced from 4 exons. Gene Ontology annotation, biological process: cilium assembly; cytoskeleton-dependent cytokinesis.
AUGAGCACCAGAACUACAAACCACGACGAGUCGAUACGAUCGGGGCAGAGUGAGACACAAAACUAUUGGGGCUUCGCCAAUUUUCCGAAUCAAGUGUUCCGUCGAGCCGUUAAGAAUGGUUUCGAUUUCACGCUGAUGGUUGUUGGUCGCAGUGGUCUCGGAAAAUCGACAUUUAUCAACACCCUGUUCCUUGCCGAAAUUAACAAUUUAAACGAGCAAGAUUUGAUCUGCAAAGAUCCACACCCAUCAACAGUUCGUGUCGAGGAGAAGCUGGUGAAGCUGGUGGAGAACAGUGUGUCACUCAAUUUAACACUUGUCGACACUCCGGGUUUCGGAGACGCUGUGAAUAAUUCAAAGUGCUGGGAGCCAAUUGUGAACUAUGUGGAAAGCAAGUUCUUCGAUCAGUUCUGUGAGGAGACUCGAAUCGACAGACAAGAGAAAUUCGUCGACAAAUGUGUACAUCUCUGUCUCUACUUCAUCGAACCAUCUGGUCAUGGACUCAAAGCGAUUGACAUAGAAUUGAUGAAGAAUCUCCAUGGACGUGUGAAUAUUGUUCCAGUUAUCGCCAAAGCCGAUUGUCUGACACGUGAAGAGCUUCGUCGUUUCAAGCAGCAAAUUGUGAAGGAUGCAGAGGCAGCUGAGAUUCAGUUGUACAAGUUCCCAGAGUUGGAGGAUCCUGGCACUGACAAGAUGACUGCUGAGAAACUCAAAAAGACACUUCCAUUUGCCAUUAUUGGAUCGAACGCUCUGAAAGAACAACAUGGACGACGCAUUCGAUACAGAGAGUACCCAUGGGGAACCGUGGAGGUUGAGAAUAUGGAUCACAACGAUUUUCUGACACUUCGUGAUAUGAUUAUUCGAACCAAUUUGAUUGAUAUGAUCGAUGUGACUCGCAAUGUGCAUUACGAAAACUUCAGAUUCCGACAAAUGGAAGGUCUGCCGAAAAAUGAAAAGAAUCGUGACCCAUUCACUCAUUUCGAAGAAGAGCGACGCACAAAAGAACGCGAUUUAGCUGACAAACGACAUACGCUUGAUAGAGUAUUCGCUGAGAAGACGUCGGCUCGAAGACACCGCCAUGAUGCAAGAAUGUUGCUUCUGGAAGAGGCAGAGAAGGAUCACAAGCAGAUGAUCGAAGCAAAACGUGCUGAAAUCCAUCGUCUCCGUCAUGAAAUCGCUGAUCUUCGAAGCGGCAACCUGUCAUCGUCGCAAACCUCGCUUUCAAUGUUCAAUGAGAAUAAUAGCCAAAAUUCGACGUUGAAUUGUACUUCGAAGUCGUCACACAGCCCACCACCUACUGGAACGAUGAAAAAGCGAAUGGGAGCAUUGGGAAUCUUCAAUCGGAACUAA